Vicugna pacos (alpaca) is the source of this 3791-nucleotide messenger RNA. Lineage: Eukaryota; Metazoa; Chordata; Mammalia; Artiodactyla; Camelidae. The record is from RefSeq and is a predicted model, not a curated record.
AGUGUCACAGCACAGCUCCUGUCCUCUCCCAGGUUCCUGCCUGAAUACCAGUUUGGGAGCCCCUCACUGCCUACUGCCACCCCCACUCCCAGCCCCUAUCACCAUGCACUCCUUGGACGAGCCGCUCGACCUGAAGCUGAGUAUCACCAAGCUCCGGGCGGCGAGAGAGAAGCGAGAGAGAACACUGAGUGCAGUCCGGCACCGAGCGCUGCACAGGGAGCUUGGCCUGGUGGAUGACAGCCCCACUCCGGGCUCCCCAGGCUCCCCGCCCUCAGGCUUCCUGCUGAACCCCAAGUUCCCUGAGAAGGUAGAGGCACGCUUUUCAGCAGCCCCUCUGGUGGACCUCAGCUUGUCGCCGCCAUCUGGGCUGGACUCCCCCAAUGGUAGCAGCUCGCUGUCCCCUGAGCGCCAGGGAAACGGGGACCUGCCUGCAGUGCCUGCCGGCCCGGACCUCCAGCCGCUUCGCUACCUGGAUGGCGUCCCCAGUUCCUUCCAGUUUUUCCUGCCUCUGGGCUCUGGGGGUGCCCUGCACCUGCCUGCUUCCUCCUUCCUCACUCCCCCCAAGGACAAGUGCCUCUCGCCAGAGCUACCCCUGCCCAAGCAGCUGGUGUGUCGCUGGGCCAAGUGUAACCAGCCCUUCGAGCUCCUGCAAGACCUGGUGGAUCACGUCAACGACUACCAUGUCAAGCCCGAGAAGGAUGCGGGAUACUGCUGCCACUGGGAGGGCUGCGCCCGCCACGGCCGCGGCUUCAAUGCCAGGUACAAGAUGCUCAUUCACAUCCGCACGCACACCAACGAGAAGCCGCACCGCUGCCCCACCUGCAGCAAGAGCUUCUCCCGCCUGGAGAACCUGAAGAUCCACAACCGGUCGCAUACAGGCGAGAAGCCCUACGUGUGCCCCUACGAGGGCUGCAACAAGCGCUACUCUAACUCCAGCGACCGCUUCAAGCACACGCGCACCCACUACGUGGACAAGCCCUACUACUGCAAGAUGCCCGGCUGCCACAAGCGCUACACGGACCCCAGCUCGCUGCGCAAGCACAUCAAGGCCCACGGCCACUUCGUGUCGCACGAGCAGCAAGAGCUCCUGCAGCUUCGCCCGCCCCCCAAACCGCCGCUGCCCGCCCCCGACGGCAGUCCCUAUGUCAGCGGGGCCCAGAUCAUCAUCCCCAACCCUGCUGCCCUCUUCGGAGGCCCUGGCCUGCCCGGCCUGCCGCUGCCCCUGGCCCCUGGCCCCCUUGACCUCAGCGCCCUGGCCUGUGGCAACGGUGGGGGCGGUGGGGGUGGGGGGGGCAUGGGCCCUGGGCUGCCCAGCCCUGUCCUGCCCCUCAAUCUGGCCAAGAACCCGCUGCUGCCCUCGCCCUUUGCUGGCGGACUGGGCCUGCCCGUGGUCUCCCUCCUGGCUGGCUCCGCUGGCGGCAAGGCUGAGGGGGAGAAGGGGCGUGGGGCGGUGCCGGUCAGAGCCCUGGGCAUGGAGGGACACAAGACCCCCCUGGAGAGGACUGAGAGCGGCCGCUCCCGGCCAAGUCCCGACGGACUCCCCCUGUUGCCAGGCACCGUGCUGGACCUGUCCACGGGUGUCAACUCGGCGGCCAGCAGCCCAGAGGCGCUCGCUCCAGGCUGGGUGGUUAUCCCACCGGGCUCCGUGCUGCUCAAACCAGCCGUGGUGAACUGAACCCAUCCCAGUGGACAGCUACCACUUGCAGCCCAGCCAGCGGCUCCCAGCUCUACCCCCACAACCCCUGACGAACGGAAACUCUUCUGCGAAAUAGCAAUAAUACCCUCCUGCCCUGGGGCCCGGUUGGCUGUGUCCCCUGGGCAGACACAGCCCCCGACAAGCUGGGCAGCUAGGAUGGUGCUAUGUCACUGCUUGUGUCCCGGGGGAAUGGGGCCUGCCGGCCAGGGAGAGCUCUGCUCCUGGGUGCUGAGGUCGCUCACCUCUGGCCCUCCCCACCCUGCCCUCCACUUAUCCCUAGGUCCCACUGGUCCCCUACUCUGGUGCUUCCCUCAUCCAGUGGCCAACUGGGCAAGUCACCCUCCCUCCCUGCCUUGCCUACCUGCCAGCCACAUCCCAGCAGUCAGGGUGGCACCUGCCUUCCCUGCUAACGUGGGCUCCCUCCCGUCCCUUCAGUGGUGAGCUGUAAGGAGCCCCCAGAUCAAGGCUCUACCCCACACUGCCUAGCCUCACCAGGCCCCUGCUCUGGGGGCUCCUGACCCCUUUCCCUCUGGUCCACCCUCCAGAGGGAAAGCAAGACAGACGCAGGCCCUGGCAAAGCCACAGGAAGAAGCCACCGUACCCCUAUGACAAGGAGCCUCCCUGCUACUAGAGGGAGGCCCGCUCUGCCAGCUGCCCCACUGCUGGCCAGCUGAAGCAGCUAGCACACUGCCUGAGGGUCGGCCCCUUCUCUGGGUUGGCCGACACUCAAAGUAAUGGGCUAGCUGACCACUUAUUUGCCGCUUCUCUGCUGGGCCUCCUCCCUCUGCUUUUGGGGAGCCCUGGGAGUGUGGGGAGUGGAGCCUUGAGCGGCAAGAGGUGGUGCCUGGACCCAGGGCCCGCCCAGCUCAGGGAACAGGUGGGGCUGGGCCUAGCCUGGGGCAGUGCCAUCCUGCACAAGUGGCUACAGGGCGUCAGGACGGGAGGCUGGCUGGGGACCACCCCAGGCUGGGAUAUGGCUCCUGUUCUAGGGGUGCCAAGUCACAACCAGCUCCAGGCUGGUGCUGGGCAGGGGAGCUUUCUGGAGGCCAUGGACUGAAGCCUGGAGCAGGGGAGAGCAGCCAAGGAUGGUCACAGGAAGACCUAGCCCCUCCGCCUGGGAAGGGGAAGUCAGAGGCAAGAGCCUGGACUUGCAACGUGGCUUUUCUGACUGAGACUGUCCUAGGUGUCUCUCCUUUGCUCCCACCCUGCCUGCUCCCCCAGUGCAGGGGGCCAGAAUGAGCUAAGGAUGCUGGUGUUCCUGACCCACAGUCCAUCCACUGUCCAGUCCCAGGGAGCUGGGCUCUCCCAGAGGCCCUGGAGAGGCAGUAUGUACCCCAACCCUGAGCCCUUGCUGCUCCCUCCCCGGAGGUGGCCUGGUGCGUCCUGGGAGGUGUGGGCCUGGCCGUAGGGAGCUCUGGCUCGUAGGCCUGCCCUGUGCUUGGCUGCAGUAACCAAGCCCUCUGUUUCCCCAUCUGCAGAACAAGGGAGCUGCCAGACAGCAGUGGGGUCCCUGGCAGCCUUGCGGUUCCAGGGUCCCCUCCAUUCCUCUGAGCAGCUCUGCUGACCCUACCCUUUCCUGGACCGCCCUUCUGUCCCAGAGGGGUCACCCUGACCCGGCCCACUGUCAGGGCCUGGCAGUGCUGGCUCUGCCCUUCGAAGGGGCUGUGAAAAAAGCUGGAGGGAGCUGGUCUCCUUCCUUCACACCCCACCCAGGACCCAGGCACCCCCACCCCAACUAAGGGCCUCAGGCCUUAAGUCCCCGUUGGGGUGAGGGGUUUGAGACUCGAGCCCAGGGAGCAGAGGAACAGGGCACUGGAAAGUGACAUUAGCUCAGCAUGUGACUCGGUGAUAGACCAGGCUCAAAGGGGCCGGUGUAUGUGUUGUUGUCAGUUUGUUGUUGCACAUUCCAGGAUAUCAGUAUUUUAACAGGUUCUAAGUGCCUUUCUAUCGUAGCUUAUGUUUUUCCUCCUCUUGGCUCCAUUGCUGUUAGCAUAGAGUUUAAAAAAAAAGAGAGAUAAGCUAAUGACUAUAACAAUAUAUUCCUCCAUGUGAGAGGAAGUUUAUAAAGAAACAAUAAAAGUGAGUUACAAACAUG